AUGAACGCCCAGGCCAUGUCCCCAUCUAUAUUUCUAAGUCAGGUGCCACUUGAUACUGAUGAUCUGUUGUUUCGAAUAAGAGGGGGACUUUAUUUGGAUGGAAUCCUCAACAAAACCGAUGAGAUCGGAAUUAAAGAAGGCUUGUCAGAAGCCAUAAAGAAUUUGAUUGCGAAAGUGAAUUCACAGUCUUUCGUCUUAUUUGGUUGGGAGAGUUCUCUAUAUGUUUGGCCAAAAUCCCAUUUGAACACUUUGCCUACAGAACUGCAAGAGGACAGCACCUGCAAAAGCAUCUUAAAACUUGUGCCCAUUGAAGUCAAUGACUACCUUAAAAGGAUUCCUGCAAGGAAAUCUGUAAAGAUUAAACCUCUGAAAGUUGUAAACCUAGAGCUUUUGUUUGAAUUGACAAGGCCUGAUGUCUUUGAAAUUGUAACUAUUCAGAACAAUAAAAAUUCACGAAUCCACUUCAGACUGAUUCUCCCCAUUGAUGUGGUCGUAUUUGCUAAUCCAGAGGAUGAAUGGGGACAGCUGCAAGAGCAAUUUGUAAAAGCAGUUUCUACACAGCUAUAUGAGAUGGACCAGUGCAUUCAGAGAUUUACAAAAGGAAAGUCUGUCCCAAUUCCGCAAGCAUUCCACUUUGAACUGCCAGAGUCUAGUGCUCUUACGACAGUAAUAUACCCUGCUGGAUACACUGAAAAGGAUCUGGAACCGCUACGAAAAGAGCUACAUCACCAAUUUAGUCUACAAGAUAAACCCUUUUUGCGCCGUUCUAUGGCUUAUAGUUUUCCAAAUGAUGAUUUAUCGAAUAAAUAUCUGAAGACAAUACACAAAUAUAUCCCAUCACCAAGCUCUGAUGAUUUCCAGGUUUUUGUUGUGUAUGGAUCAUACACCUUUCAUCACUACUUGCAGGAUGACAUAAAUGAUGGUGGAUGGGGUUGUGCAUACCGUACUUUACAAACCAUUUUAUCCUGGUACAACCAUCAGGGGUACAUCAAUGUACCUAUACCAACACACGAGAAGAUCCAAAAGAUAUUAGUAACUGCUGGAGAUAAAGGCCCUAGUAUUGUAGGAUCAACGGAUUGGAUUGGGUCUUUUGAAAUCCGGUCAGUAUUAAAUUCGUUUGGGAUUACUUCAAAGAUCAUGAACAUUCGGGCAGGCUCUGAGUUAGCUUUGGCAGCAAGGGAACUUGCAGAACAUUUUGAGGUGCAAGGUACUCCAGUCAUGGUUGGUGGUGAACCUCUAGCUCAUACUCUUCUGGGAGUGGCAUGGAAUGAAGAAACCGGAGCAGUAAAAUUCCUUGUCUUAGAUGCACAUUAUACAGGAGAGGAUGACUGGGCCAGUGUAAUUGAUAAGGCUAUUGAAUGGAAAGAUGAUGAUUUCUGGGAUCCAUUGGAACCUUACAACCUCUGCCUGCCUCAGAGACCACAGGGUGUUUAAAGCCACCAGCACUUGAAUACAUAUUUUUGUAAUGUUAUGCCUGGAAAGUAACAGAACAGAAUUUUCAGAUGAUCAGAACUCUUAUAAUUUUUGAUCUUCAAAUCAAACCAGAAAUUGAAUGUUGCCGUAUGUACUUUAUGUAGUACACCAAUAAAAACAGGAGCUAAAUGUA
Chiloscyllium plagiosum (whitespotted bambooshark) is the source of this 1606-nucleotide messenger RNA. The record is from RefSeq and is a predicted model, not a curated record. Lineage: Eukaryota; Metazoa; Chordata; Chondrichthyes; Orectolobiformes; Hemiscylliidae.